GGGAGGUGGGACCGCAGCUGCGAGCGGAUGGGAGCCCGAUCUUCUUUCUUCCCGGCCGGGAAAUCUUGAGGAGAUUUUUCUUUAGAAACAUUAAGAACUUUGAGGAUGGUGGGGCAAAACGACUAAAUCCCAUCUUCCUGUGACUCUUUAGCCGGAAAACUGUCAAAAUCUGUGGAUAAAUUCACAAGAUUAGAAAAAGGAUGGCAUCUAGAAUAAAUACCAGUUUCACUCUGAUUCCCAACCAGAAAUAUAGACGUAGUAAUCGUCGAUCCAGCCAUGUUUCCAACACCCUUGACUCAGAUUCUCAGUCCUUAUCAGCACUUGGAAAUUUUAAAGCCUUGCCAUUGGAAAUAUUCCAAGUAAUCUUAAAAUAUUUGUCAGUGAAGGAUAUCAGCAUGCUAAGCAUGGUGUCCAGAACAGUCAGCCAGCACAUUAUUAAUUAUAUCUCAACCUCAUCAGGAAGCAAAAGACUUUUGCUACAGGACUUUCAUAACCUUGAGCUGCCUGGCAAGAGACAAGAUUCUGCUGUAUUGGAACACUACAGAUCUCUAGGUUUACUCUUUAAAAGAUGUACAUUGCUGCUACCCACAAAGGAAAGACUAAAGUAUAUUCACAAGAUACUCGCAGAAAUUUCCUGUUUUAAAUUCAAUGGCUGUGCAGCCCCUAUGCAAUGUUUAGGAUUAUCAUGUUAUGGCAUGUUUUUACAGACCUUAACAGCAGGUUGGGAUGAACUUGAGUGCCAUCGUGUUUUUAACUUCUUAUGUGAGUUGACUGACCUCUCCCGCAAGAUGCAGACCGUUGUCUUCAGCAAGCCAGGAAAUGCCCGAAAACUGGAGUUAAGGAUCAGACUGUUCUGUAGGAAUGUCCUGUUUGAUCAUUGGACACAUAGAAGUGAUUCUGCUUUUUGGUUGACACGUAUAUUAAAACCAUGGCCAAUGGUGAAUCAGGCAAGAUUACUGUAUAUCAUCUUUGGGCCAAUAUCUCCUCAAGAUGGACAAGUGGUGUGGCAGAAAAUGAUAGAAGAACCUACAGAUGAAUCCAGUCUGAAAGGUUUGGCUGAUGCCAUUAAAUUACUAUAUGACACAGGCAUCAAAGAAUGGACAGCAGAUGAUGUUAUCAGUCUUAUAGAUGAAUUAUCAGUGGUUCCUCGUGAGUGGCUUCUAGAAAAUAAUGCACGUCUCCUAAUCCUAAGUGGGAAUGACAUCUGUUUCACUUUCAUGGCCAGUAAAGCUGUGAAUGGACGGACCACUGAACUGGCAAAACUGAUAGUCUUUUUGGCUUUGGUGUGCGAGAAAGAACUAUACUGCAUGGAUUGGGCAGUUAAAAUGAUGCAAAGAGUCUGUAAAGUCUUUAGUACUUCAAUGGAAAAAAACAACUUCCUGCAGAAUGUGGCAAAUGCAUUUGCAUGUAUUAUAAUGGAAAUGCUGCAGUCAAUUAUGUCUGGAGACCGUGAUGAAGAGGACAGAAUCUUUUUGAAUUUGUUCCAUCUUGUGCAUGCUCAGGCUAACUUCCAUAAGGAGGUCCUGUAUUUGACCAUCAAUUCUGUCUCUACCUAAAUACUCAGAAAGCCUUGCAUUUAGAGACUACCUCACUGAACUAACAAUUAGAAGAAUGCUACUUUCCACAAUCAAAGAAUAACAUCCAAGGGACCUUUUAUCACCUAAGUAAUUCUAAAGUUGCGUAGAAGUUUAGUGGCAAUUGCUUAGACCAUUACUAAUAUAAAAAUUACAGGCAAACCCAAGAAUAUAUUGAGAUUUCUCUGGAAAACAAGUUGUGCCUCUCCAGAUUUUGGUAAACCUAACACUAAACUAAAUGGAACUUUAGUGUCCAAGAAUCUGGCACCAGUCAACCUGUAUGUGUGGAUCUUUGAAGCAAGAGAAAAUUUUGCUUUAUAGUUGAGCAGACCCAAAUUCAUUUAACAGUAUGUAUCUGUUCACUUUGCUUAGGUUGUGUAGACAUAGCCUAGAAUGAUUUGUGAAGGUUUGCAAUAUGGUGUUUUGGAAUGUGCAGAUAUAAAUCACAUUUUUAACCACCUUCUUGGCAUAUAAUUACAAAAAACAUAUUUUGUCACAUUUUGUAUGAAUUAACAGAUCAAAAACCAAAGGAAGUGUGUGUAUACAUCUCCAUAUAUAUAUGUAUGUAUGUACAUAUAUACAAAUAUACAUAUAUAUUUAAGACAAAUCAUACAAAAAGUCUAUACAUAGGGGUAUAUAUUGUUUUAAUACAAAUCAUCUUUUAUUUCCUGGGGAUUAGAAUAAAAUGUUGCAAAUAAGAGAAAAUAUAAAAUGAAAGAAAA
Molossus molossus (Pallas's mastiff bat) is the source of this 2296-nucleotide messenger RNA. RefSeq names its product F-box protein 47 (gene FBXO47). Gene Ontology annotation, molecular function: protein binding. NCBI's taxonomy places the organism in Eukaryota, Metazoa, Chordata, Mammalia, Chiroptera, Molossidae. The transcript has 11 exons. The record is from RefSeq and is a predicted model, not a curated record. Bases 201 to 1556 code for a protein of 451 amino acids.